CCGAGGCGCCGCCGCGGCCGCCAUCUUGGUUACUAAGGCUGGAUGGUUAAAUAAAGGCCAAAGUAGGACCACUUGCCUCGCUUUCGCCGCCUUUGCUUUUUUGGGACUAUCGAUUUGUCUAAUGAUAAUGCGGAAAACCCACGAAGCCUAACAAAAACGCCAUGUUUUUACCUGACAGGACACCACUCUAGGAAUCUCUGGGUCCUCCAGGGCAACUCUGUGGUCAACACCUGCCAGACAUUGACCAUAGAGUUGCUCUGGAAGAGCUAGAAAGGCUCAGUGGAGGGUUCUCUCUAGGAAUCUCUGGGUCGUACUCCAAGGCAACUUUUGCUUAAAGUUGACCAUAGAGUUGUGCUGGAGGACCUAGAUAUUCCUAGAAGGAACGUGAAAGUCAAAGCCUUGGGUGGUGUCUUCCUGCGGAGCAGAAGAAUGGCUUGGACUAGAUGGCCCUCGGGGGUCCCUUCUAACUCCAGGAGUCUCUACAUUCCUUUAUGGCAGAAGGGGGUUGGAAUGGGUGACCCUCAUGGGUCCCUCCUUCCCACUCUGUGAUUCCAGAGGGUUUUCUUGGCUGCUGAGGCUGAGGCUGAGAGAGAGUGAGAUGGUAGAAACCUCUCUCUAAGACCCUCUCUCUGCAAUGGGGCUGGUCCCUAGCAGAGGAGGAAAGGCAGCUGGGAAGCUGAGCCUGGGGCUCUGGGGAGAGAGGGAGGCAGGGAGGGUCCGCAAAACCUGCAACCCAACCCCAAACCUGCCCUCGGAGGCGGCCUGAGUGGCAGUCACUGGGUCUCCCUUGCUGCCGCUCGAUGGGCAUCAGAGGCGCUGCUGAGCUUUGGGCACCUUGGCUGCAAAGAAGGAAGGAAGGAAGGAAGGAAGCGGAGGCGCUGCGCUUGGCUGGGAAGAGAAAGAGGAGGAAGGAGAAAAGGAAGAAGGAGGCGAAGAAGAGGGAGGCAACUGGACAUCUGACCCUCCUCCUCCUCCUCCUCCGGCCAAGGCUCAGGGCCUGCCUCCCAUGAUGUGUGACAUGGGCCUGGUCUCCCCAGAGCUGUCCAGCCUGGCGCCCUUCUAUGCGGAGGCCCCCGACGCCUAUUGCCAGGACGAUGACCGCUGGCAGAGGCUGCGCACCGCCGUCCGGAAGCUGGAAUUCUGGGAGAACUUCGAUGCUGAGCUCAUCGGCAGCGGCUUCUUCUCCAAAGUGUACAAGGUCGCUCCAAGCUCCUGCAAUGGCAAAGCGAUGGUGGUGAAGAUCUACAAGAACGAUGCCGACCAGGAAGGGAUUGUGCGGGAGAUCAGCUUGCUGCAAAAGCUCUCUCAUCCCAAUAUUGUCAGGUAUCUUGGGAUCUGCGUGAAGGAUGACAAGUUAUACCCCAUUCUGGAGUAUGUGAACGGCGGGUGCUUGGAGGAGCUUUUGGCCUGCAAAGACAUCUCCCUCAGCUGGAAGGAGAAAGUGGACCUGGCUUCAGACAUCACCCGAGGGAUGGUCUACCUGCACUCCAAGAACAUCUACCACCGGGACCUCAACUCAAAGAACUGCCUGAUCCGAGUGACCCCGAGGGGACGGGAGGCCUUGGUGACCGACUUCGGACUGGCCAAAGAAGUGGUGGAGGUGGCUGCUAAGGACCCAGAGAGGAAGCUGUCUCUGGUGGGCUCGGCCUUCUGGAUGGCCCCCGAAAUGCUGCGGGGAGAACCUUAUGACCGGAAGGUGGACGUCUUCUCCUUCGGCAUCGUCUUGUGUGAGAUUCUGGGGAGGAUCCCUGCUGACCCUGAAGUUCUGCCCCGGACACAGGAUUAUGGCCUGGAUGUCUCUGCUUUCCAAGACUUGGUAGGGGAAUGUCCGAAGCAAGUUCUGGAUUUGGCUUCCAGCUGUUGCAGAGUGGAAGCGUUCAAGCGCCCUUCAUUCUCCGAACUCCUGGAGGAACUGGAAGACGCAGCAGAGCGGCUGGAGUCGGCCGCAGUGGACAGCCAGUCUCCCGGAUGAAGCGUCCAGCGGAGCACUGGACUCUAAAUGGACAUCUGUAUAUCUCAAAAGAAAAGCAGGGAGAAGGGUGUGAGGGACGGAGGACUUUUAGGAAGACGACAUCCAGGAUGCCUUGCUCUCUAUUGGACACAAACGGGUGGACCAUCUUCCAUCUAGGAAGGAGCAUCUUCACAGCCAGACAGCCUCCCAUCUCAACCUUAAAGGCCCCUGGAGGUCACUUUGUCCAGUUCUGGACUGUGUGCUAUGAGAAAGAGAGAGAAAAUCCAAUUAUUCAAACACUGGACCAGUUAGAUGGCUCUAGCCAGCAAGCCAAGCUGUGUGCCGCUGGAGUGUUUCCAUUGCAUAGUUGACUCUUUUUUCCGCCUUUUCUUGGUGUCCACUUUUGCCAUAUUGUGCCCAUUCCUCACUUCAUGCCUUGGUCGCCCUUGACUCCGCUUUGGCCAUCCGACCCCAUGAGCAAAACUAAGGACUUAAUACUUGCAACAUGUAGUUAUAAUUCUUGAAAUGUGCCAUAGAGAGUGGGAAGAAGCCAAGUUAGAAUUAGUUUUUUGGGGGGUAUGGAGGAAUGGUGAUUGAUUAUAGACAAAUGCAUGGGAAUGCAGGUGCUUUAGGCCAUAUUUCAGAGGAAGGAACUGGCAAAACCAUGUCUGAGUAUUCCUUCCCUAAGAAAACCCUAUGAAACGUAUGGGGUUGCCAUAAAUAGACAGCCAUGGCUUGAUGCUAUGGAAUUCUGGGAGUUGUAGUUUUGUGAGGCAUUUAACCUUUUCUGCCUACUUAUGGCGACCCCUAUUGGCCCAAGCUGGAAAAGCCUCUUUUAAUAUAUAGUAGCGCAUUGCAAUUUUGUUGUUGUGUAAUUAUUGGAGAGCUUAUUAAGGAAUACAGAUGCUUCUUCCCUGAGGAAAGGCAGUAAGGGUUGUUCUAGUUUGUGCUUUUCUUCACCAAAGACACACAACAGCACCCCAAGAACAUUAACUCACUGAUAUUGUCAGACUGCAACUCCCAUCAGCCCCAGUGGCAAAGUAUUAUGGGCGCUGUAGUCAAAAACAACUGCAGAGCCCAAGCUUCCUGCUAGGAGAAACCCUUUUAUUUUGUUUUAUUUCCACAGGUUCAUAGAAUAUUUUAUGCAUUUUAUUUUUUAAAAAGCUGUAGCUAUCCAGAAAGGCUAGGAAAUUAAUCCCUUUUCCCCUCACAUUUUGCCUCCUUUUGCCCUUGGAGGCAUUUCCUGAGAGGAAAGAAAAAAAAAGGAGAAACAAAUCUGCUCCAUAUUUAGAGGAUUACUAUUUGUUAGCUUAUCUCUGGGCAGAUAAUGUUGGGAUUCUGAGGGAAGGAAAAAGAUGGGCCUUAGGUUUCUGAGGGGGGGAAAAUACAUCUUUUUGGUUUCUGAGGGGAAAAAUGUCUUUUUGGUUUCUGAAGGCACCAAAUAUAUCCCUUUGGUUUCUGAGGGAGAAGCAUAACAUAUUUUACCUCAGAGAGGGAAAACCAAAUAUAUUUUUUUUCUCAUCAUACAAACACAGAGCUCCCUAUAAGUUUGCUUCAGUUUCUGAGGGAAAUGGAGGAAUUGUCUAUUGUUGUACCAUACACUCAAAAUGCUCCCUAUAACCUUGGUUCAGUUUUUGAGAGAAAUGGAGGCAUUGUCUAUUGUUGCAAAAAAUACACAAAAUGCUCCCUAACUUCAGUUUCUGAGGGAAAUAGAGGCAUUGCUGGUUGUGCCAUACACACAAAAUUUUCUGAGGGAAAUGGAGCAACUGUCUAUUGUCGCAAGGACAGAAGAACUCCCUAACCCUGCUCCAGUUUUUAAGGGAAAUGGAGGUAUUGUCUCUUGUUGCAACACACCCACAAACACACAGAAUGCUCCCUAUAACCUUGCUUCAGUUUCUGAGGGGAAUGGAGGCAUUGUCUAUUGUUGCAACACACCCACAAACAUACAAAAGAGCUCCCUAACCCUUCUUGAGUUUCUGAGGGAAAUGGAAGCAUUUUCUCUUAUUGUACCACACAAACACACACUGCUGUGUUUGUACAGUAAUUUUCUUUUGGUGUAUUUUGAGAUAGCCCCAUUGUUGAGGCAUUUUUGAGGAGGAAUGUUCCAGAAAGCCAAACGACUUGCCUCAGAUUACGCAAUUAGCACCAGAAACUUGGACAGAAACGGCCUAAAAAUCCCAUUUUCCAUCUUCCUCAACUAAAGUAAACUCACUGAAUUGACUUACAUUGCAUUAAUUUAGGUGAGAUUGGUCUCACAAAGCGACACCGAAUGUCCCCUUUAUAUUGAAGAUGCAUAUGUGUAUUUUUCUCUCUCCUUUUAGUAUAACAUUUAAAAUUGUUUCCAGUGCUAACUGGCAGCUUAAUGACCUUUUCCACAAUUAUGUUUUGUGUAUCUGUAUUGUGUGUGUUCUGGUUCCUUGCCAUCUCGUCUUUGAUCUGGAGAAAAAGAUGUAAAUACACAACAACAAUACCAUUUCCAUUCAUCAAAAGUAGUUCAGCAAGUAGGAAUUAAGUUACUGCGUUCGACUAACAGUUUCUAGUUAUUCGCUGGAUUACAGUUAAAAUUGUAUUUAUUGCAGUAAACCCAUGCAGUUCAUGGCUUAAAGGAGUUUUUGAUAGUAUUGCUAAAUAAGUAUUCUUUGAGUACCACACUUUCUU
This is a messenger RNA of Sceloporus undulatus (fence lizard), 4609 nucleotides long. RefSeq names its product dual specificity testis-specific protein kinase 1-like. Lineage: Eukaryota; Metazoa; Chordata; Lepidosauria; Squamata; Phrynosomatidae. Gene Ontology annotation, molecular function: ATP binding; protein serine/threonine kinase activity. Gene Ontology annotation, biological process: actin cytoskeleton organization; protein phosphorylation. The coding region runs from base 1007 to 1972 and encodes 321 amino acids. The transcript has 9 exons. Gene Ontology annotation, cellular component: nucleus; cytoplasm. The record is from RefSeq and is a predicted model, not a curated record.